AUGUAUUUAAACCUUUUGUCUCUUGUAUCACCUAGGAUUCAAAAGCAGGAUACGAUCAUGAGAGAAGCCAUAACACCACAUGAAAAAUUUCUUGUGGCUGGAAGGAGUUAUGAAGACCUGAAGGGAGCAACACAUUCCAAUGCAAUUAUUCUGGAUUCUUCAGGAAAUAUAUUAGGACAAGCUCCAGGACCAGGAACAAACCAUCAUUUAGCAGGCAUGAAAGAAGCUCAAAAAAGGAUAGCUCAACUUGUAGAUGCUGCAAAAAGUAAAGCUAACAUACCGCUCGAUACCAAAUUAGAUGCCUUGGGUCUGAGUCUUAGCGGCUGUGAACAAGAAGAAACUAAUAAUGUAUUAAAAAAAGGACUUCUAGCAGACUAUCCAAAUUUAGCAGAGAAGGUGGUUGUAGCUAGUGAUACUGAUGGUUCAGUAGCUGCGACAUCAAAGACUGGUGGUGUAGUUUGUAUUGCAGGAACAGGAUCAAAUACCCUUUUGAUAAAUCCCAAUGGGUCUAAAGUUCAAUGUGGAGGUUGGGGAAACCUUUUAGGAGACGAAGGAAGUGCAUGGAAUAUAUCUCAUAUGGCCAUAAAAAUAUGUUUUGAUGAUUUAGACAAUUUUGAAAAAUCUCCACAUCCGAUACGUGCAGUUUGGGAUGUCAUUCGUUCACAUUUCAAAAUAAAAACACAAGCAGAUAUACUUGAUUAUUUCUACGCCAAUUUUGAUAAGGCGUUUAUAUCGUCUUUAGCUAAAAAACUCUCAGAAUUGGCUACACGCAAGAACGAUCCUCUGGCUCAACACAUAUUCAGCAAAGCAGGAAACUAUAUUGCCAAAAGUAUUACAGCUGUAGUUUUAAAAGCAAAUCCAAAGUUGACUGAUAUUGAAGGUGGAAUACAUAUAACUUGCGUUGGUUCCGUGUGGAAUAGUUGGGAGUUACUAAAACCUGGAUUCUUAAAAUAUUUGGCUACAACGAAUAUAAAAGAGCUAACACUAAUGCGACUAAACGUUGAGCAUGGCGUAGGAGCAGCUUAUUUAGCAUCAGAUAAACUAGGAGUACCUUUGGAUAGAGAUUAUUCUAAAAAUUUCAAAAUUCUCUUCUACUAUCUAAAGGAGGAAUCUAACUGUAAUACUUCUGGACAUAAUCAUAUUUGUGACAAGUAAAUUAUAUUUAUUUUUAGGUAUGUGUCGAAAACAUUUAAGAAAAUAUAAAAUCGAGAUAUAUUUGUAGAUUUGUUUUAUAUAUGUUUUAGACAUAUUGUAUUGUAUUAUAAAUAUAAUAUUUUAUACGAAUGAUAUACCCAACUAUCUAAACUUUUAUUUUAAAUAAUUUUAAAUAUUUAAAUUCCUUUUUACGUUGAUGAAAGUUCAACAAUUUGUAUUUGCAUGGCAAAAAUGUAUUAAUAUGUAGUACAAAGCAUUAACAAAUAUAUUGUAUAAAUAUCAUUUAUGAACAAGAUAAGCAGGUCUAAAGUUUUAUUAAUAUUUAAUAUCUAUAUAGUGAGAUUCGUCUAGUUUAUAUCUUGUGAAUGGUUCUAAAAUGCUGGUUUAAAUGUUCCCUUUCUCAGAUAUUUCAAAUUAGUCGUCCUGGUCCUCUUCUUCCUUUUGAUUUACCUUGUAUGGUAACCUGAAGAAUGUGAUGCUUGUUGGUUUCUAUCACACUCCCAAAAUAUGCCUGAUUUCUACAUUUAAUUAUGUUUUGUGCAAUUAAGUUCUGUGGUCUUAAUCUAUUAUUUGGAAAAUAUUUGCAUCCAUGAGAUACGGAUACUUCUGCGAUAACGACACAUUCUGAAUCCCGUUAUUUUUCUUGCAGUUUGUUUACUCAAUUUUAAUGCGAAUUUGUCCAGAGUGAUCUCAGUCAUCAUUUAAGUUGAAUCCCGCAUAUUCCCAGUUUAGGGAUGUACUUUCUUGGAUAAUAAUAUAGGAGCGAGCCAAUCAUCAGGAAAUGUCUAGAAAAUUGUAUUUAAUAGAUUUUUAAAAUUGGCAUGGGCCCCAUAGUACGACAACUAAUAGAGAAACUUAGAGAAUACAAUCUAGAAAAUUAUAUUUAGUUUAUUGACUAUUAAAAACCCUUCGAUCGGGCGAAGACAAACAUUUUGUGGAAAAUUACAGAUGUAGGUUUUAUCACAGACAUCUGAUAGAAAUAAUAAAAAGAUUAUAACACAAAACAAAUAAUACUAAAUACUAGAAAAUACACACAGCAGAAUCAAUAGGAACCAACAGAGGAAUUGGACAAGGCAAAGUUAAGGCUUUUAAAGGAAAAGAACUUGUACGUUCCAAAAUAAUAAUAAACGAAGAGCCCAUAGAACAGUGGUCGCAUUUUAACAUUUUAGGAACUCCGGUAAUAUUGCUUGAAUUUAAAUAAAAAUAAAAUUAAAAUAAGAAUUAAAAUUAGAAUUAAAAUAAAAAAAAAUAAAUCGAAUUUAUGAAAAUUCAAGACCUAUGUAACCCUUUCAACUUUUUUAUAGAGAUAUUCUCUCAAUAAAAGGACAACCUUGUAUAUCUAUAUAUACAGUAAUACCCCGAACUUACGUGAUAGGUGGGAUCGAGCAAUAACCGCAUUAGUCGAAUUCGCGUAAAACGGGGUACAAUUUCGUUUAUGUAUGUAUAUAAAUUAUUUUUAAUUGGGACAGGAAGCUAGAAAGUAACAAUUUACACGAAAAAUGUUUAUUAAAAUCUUAUAAUAUACAAAUAUAAAAUUGUUAUGGAAGUUAUUUGGUUGUAGAAGGCUUUAAAAAAUCUUAGAAAGUAGUUUGACGACUCAAAUUGUUUUUUCUCCCGCACAAUUUCCUGAUAGCAAGCUUUUAAUUAAGUUAUGAGUUCAUAAAUUAUCAGCUCAUGAUUGCAGGAAUCCAAAAGUUCUCACACGUCAUCGCUAUCCACUUGUAAAUUUAUUUGCAUGGCAAUAAAAACAACUUCUUUAGUCGCAUUACUAAUUUCAUUAGUGUUGUCGUCAAUUCCAUCUUAGUGUCAGCAAUGAAAAAAUUUCCUGACGCCAUCUAACGUUUUUUGUGAAAUUUCAUUCCAAGAUAUAAUGAUUUGCAUCUAAAACGUUGAAUUCAAAGUCUUUAACAGAUAACUUGUUUUUCUUAUAACUUCAUACAUAUGUGCAAAUGAUCGUGUGGUGUAACAAGCUUUGAAUUUUUAAAGACUCCCUGAUCCAUCGUUUGAAGUAAGCUGAUUGAUUAGCUAGUAAAACUUCUACUGUCAUACAUGGGUCAAAACUAGUUAAAGUUGCAGGAGGCUGACUUGGUGCGUUGUCGAUGAUUACUUUAAAUAGAAUUUGUGUAGAUUGGCAAUAACGUUCGACUUCAGCUAUGAAAUUAUGACCAAACCAAUUUUCAAAAAGGCAAUCUGUCUCUCAAGCUUUACGAUUAGACUUCGAAAUCACUCAGCUCAUCUCCAUUAAAUAUGAUUUGGUUGAUAUUACUACAUUCAUUUAUCAUAACUUUUUAUCUUCUCUAUCAUUUCUCUGCACAACUAAGACAAUUACAGCGAAUUUUGAAUCUGCUGAACCAACCGUUACUAGCUGUAACCUCUUCAUCUUUAGGAAUGUCUCUAGAAUCCUCUUUCAAUGUCUCAAAAAUAAGUUGAGUUUGGAAGUACACUGUGUUCUAAUCAAUAGGACAAUAUUUUACAUUUACCUGAUUGUAACACCAUAAUUUUAACAUUGUUUUUAUCUCGACAACAAUAGCGUAGCAACUAUGCUUAAAUUUAAAGUUCUUUUCUAAUUCACUUAUUUCCAUUUUUGUAUUAAAAUUUUUAAUUAUAUUAAGUUUAAAUUAACGAGAUUUGAAAAUCGCGUCGGUGAUGGUUCGUAAGUCGGGGUAGCGUAAGUCGAGAUAUUACUGUAUUUAAAUUUUUAACCCAUCCAUGCAAACUUCAAUCAACGAAACGAAAAAAGAAAAUGGACGAACUUUACCUAUAUCUGAUAAUACAUUAUCACGGCUUAACACUUUCUUAUAAUUCACUGGUGUCAAUCGAGCCAAAGGUCAACCAAUGUGCAUUCGUCGAAAAUUGUUCACCAGACCAGUAUUCGGUGCGUGUAGAUUCUUCAUUAGAAUAUUAUUAAGUCCGAAAUUUUCUGUUUGUCAGCAGCUGUUUGAAAUGCCAGACCAGAGUACGCCUACCUACAUUUUAGAAACAUUUGUCUUAAACAUUUUCGUACAACACCAAAUAGUUUGACAUAUGCCUAUGAAGAUAAUUUCAAAAAUGUCUUUUCCGCACUGUACUACUAUAUUCAACAUUUUUUUGUUUUCAGUUGUCUCAUAAAACGAAGAUAUUUUUUUUAAAUUAUAUUUACUUUAACAUAUGCUUGGUGCUAUUUUUUUAAACUAUUUACUUUCUUUAUAAUGACUUCUUAUAUGUAUUAAUUUUAGUUUGUUAAAAUAAUUAUUGCUACAUAUAUUACUUGCUAUGCAAAUACUGAAAUUUCAGUAUGGCAGAUAUCUAUUUAUGCAGGCAGUAUUUAUUCCUCAACAAUUUUGUAUUAUUUCGGUAUUAUUUUUAAUAACGAUAUUAAAUAUUUAUUUUUAAUAUAUUC
This is a messenger RNA of Diabrotica balteata, 4534 nucleotides long. The record is from the annotation of a GenBank genome assembly. NCBI's taxonomy places the organism in Eukaryota, Metazoa, Arthropoda, Insecta, Coleoptera, Chrysomelidae.